Macaca mulatta (Rhesus monkey) is the source of this 3968-nucleotide messenger RNA. RefSeq names its product prune exopolyphosphatase 1 (gene PRUNE1). The record is from RefSeq and is a predicted model, not a curated record. Gene Ontology annotation, cellular component: cytoplasm. Gene Ontology annotation, molecular function: exopolyphosphatase activity. NCBI's taxonomy places the organism in Eukaryota, Metazoa, Chordata, Mammalia, Primates, Cercopithecidae.
UACAGGGCCGCCACAGGAUGAAACUUCAAGCAACUCUAAAGGCUGAAAGAGCAGUUGGAACAAUUAGGGUGGCAGAGAGCAAAAAGUCAAGGUUACAACCGUCCAAGAAAGGAAGGAGAAGAUAUUUGCGGAGGCUGUAGGAAAAAAACAGGCUACAGAGUUGCAAAGGGAGAAGCAGCAGGAGUUGGCAGGAGACUGUAGGUGUUAGGUAAACAAGAGGGGUCAAAGAUUAUUCUAAUGUUCUCCUAACAUGAACAACCACAAAACUGGUUGAGAUUGAAUCAGUUUGGUAAAAGGCAGAAUUUCGGGAAAGAAGAUCUGUUUUGCCAAGUGUCAUUUAAAAUGUCAACCAGAUGCUCGGUGUGAUAUAUGGAAAGAUGUUAUACUUAGCCUGAUCUGAGAGGGAAAGUUCAGAUGCCACAAUAAUGGGUUACUGUGACACAUACACAUUUGUUUACCAAACAACGGAUCCCUCAGAAAACGCUCCUUCCCUCGGUAGCUAGGGACAUUGCGGAGCCGCAGGACUACGUUUCCCACGUCGCCCCACGCCACACCCACUUGGCCUCUCCGGAAAGACGUCCCAGGAGCCUCUGGGCGUAGAGCCCCGCCUCCGCCGCUGGGGGAGGGGCGACGCCAAGCUCGGGAGCACCCGGUUACGCACUUCCUCCCGGGGUCGGAGGCCGAUUCGCCGUGUGGCGGGUUCGAGUCCCGCCUCCUGACUCUGGCCUCUAGCCCCUGAGUCCCGGGCGGGGUGCAUUCGCCGGGGAAACCUCUCCUCGACCACGGGCACCUCUCCUCGACCAGGGGCGACGGCGUACUUUGGGCUUCAUCAUGGAGGACUACCUUCAGGAUUGUCGAGCUGCUCUACAGGAGUCCCGACCUCUACAUGUUGUGCUGGGAAAUGAAGCCUGUGAUUUGGACUCUGUGGUGUCUGCUCUCGCCCUGGCUUUUUACCUAGCAAAGACAACUGAGGCCGAGGAAGUCUUUGUGCCAGUUUUAAAUAUAAAACGUUCUGAGCUACCUCUGCGAGGUGACAUUGUCUUCUUUCUUCAGAAGGUUCAUAUUCCAGAGAGUAUCUUAAUUUUUCGGGAUGAGAUUGACCUCCAUGCAUUACACCAGGCUGGCCAACUCACCCUCAUCCUUGUCGACCAUCAUAUCUUACCCAAAAGUGACACAGCCCUAGAGGAGGCAGUAGCAGAGGUGCUAGACCAUCGACCCAUCGAGCAGAAACACUGCCCUCCCUGCCAUGUUUCAGUUGAGCUGGUGGGGUCCUGCGCUACCCUGGUGACUGAGAGAAUCCUGCAGGGGGCACCAGAGAUCUUGGACAGGCAAACUGCAGCCCUUCUGCAUGGAACCAUCAUCCUGGACUGUGUCAACAUGGACCUUAAAAUUGGAAAGGCAACCCCAAAGGACAGCAAAUAUGUGGAGAAACUAGAAGCCCUUUUCCCAGACCUACCCAAGAGAAAUGAUAUAUUUGAUUCCCUACAAAAGGCAAAGUUUGAUGUAUCAGGACUGACCACUGAGCAGAUGCUGAGAAAGGACCAGAAGACUAUCUAUAGACAAGGCGUCAAGGUGGCCAUUAGUGCAGUAUAUAUGGAUUUGGAGGCCUUUCUGGAGAGGUCUAACCUCCUUGCAGAUCUCCAUGCUUUCUGCCAGGCUCACAGCUACGAUGUCCUGGUCGCCAUGACUAUCUUUUUCAACACUCACAAUGAGCCAGUGCGGCAGUUGGCUAUUUUCUGUCCCCAUGUGGCACUCCGAACAACGAUCUGUGGAGUCCUGGAAUGCUCCCACUCUCCACCCCUGAAGCUGACCCCUGCCUCAAGCACCCACCCUAACCUCCAUGCCUAUCUUCAAGGCAACACCCAGGUCUCUCGGAAGAAACUUCUGCCCCUGCUCCAGGAAGCCCUGUCAGUGUAUUUUGACUCCAUGAAGAUCCCUUCAGGACAGCCUGAGACAGCAGAUGUGUCCAGGGAGCAGGUGGACAAGGAAUUGGACAGGGCAAGUAACUCCCUGAUUUCUGGACUGAGUCAAGAUGAGGAGGACCCUCCGCUGCCCCCCACGCCCAUGAACAGCUUGGUGGAUGAGUGCCCUCUAGAUCAGGGGCUGCCUAAACUCUCCGCUGAGGCUGUCUUUGAGAAGUGCAGUCAGAUCUCACUGUCACAGUCUACCACAGCCUCCCUGUCCAAGAAAUGACUGUUGAGAAGGGAGGAGGUAGUGGGUGAGGCUACCUGACUCACUUCAAAUGCAUGUUUUGAGAUGUUUGGAGAUUCAGCAAUUCUGUCUUCAUUGCUCCAGGAUCUGGUAUACUGUUCUCAUAAAACUGAGAGGAGAAAAAAAGUGAAAGCAGCUGCUUUAAGAAUGGCUUUCCACCUUUUCCCCCUAAUCUCUACCAAUCAAAUUUUUUUUUUUUUUUGAGACGGAGUCUUGCUCUGUCACCCAGGCUGGAGUGCAGUGGCCGGAUCUCAGCUCACUGCAAGCUCCGCCUCCCGGGUUUACGCCAUUCUCCUGCCUCAGCCUCCCGAGUAGCUGGGACUACAGGCGCCCGCCACCUCGCCCGGCUAUUUUUUUUGUAUUUUUUAGUAGAGACGGGGUUUCACCGUGUUAGCCGGGAUCGUCUCUCGAUCUCCUGACCUCGUGAUCCGCCCGUCUCGGCCUCCCAAAGUGCUGGGAUUACAGGCUUGAGCCACCGCGCCCGGCCUCAAAUUUUAUUUAAAUCUGCACCUCUGUCUAUUUUAUUUGCCAGGGGCGCGAUGUGACACAUCUGCAGUCCCAGCACAGUGGGACAAAGAGAAUGUAGUCCCCAAAAGUGUCCUCAGCUUGGAUCUUGAACAGAACCAAUAUCUGUCAUGGAACUGAACUUUCAUUGAUGGUCUCCAUGUAUUCAUUUAUUCACUUAUUCAUUCAAGUAUUUAUUGAAUACCUGCCUCAAGCUAGAGAGAAAAGAGAGUGCACUUUGGAAACUUAUUCCAGUGUUCACCCUACAGCAGAUUGCUAGCUCAAUGACUUUUCUUUUUGCCACCAUUUAGGUGAUGGCAUUUGAUUCAGAGAUCGCUGAAUUUCUAUUCUGAGCUUACUGUGACUGUUUCAGAUCUAGUUUGGGAGAAGAUUAGAGGCCAUUGUCUUCUGUCCUGAUCAGGUGGCCUGGCUGUUUCUUUGAACCCUUCUGUCCCAGAGCCACCCAGAACCCUGAUUCUUGAGAAUCAAGAAACCACCUAGAAAGGCCUUAAUGACCUCACAGGCACUCUUCCAAAAAGACAGCAUAACUGGAAUGAGAGGCCUGGGUCUGUCUCCUGCCUUAGCAGGCCUAUCAAUUUCUUGUCAGUCUCUUUUUCUCCUUGCUCAUAUUAAGAGGAAGCAUGGAGUUCUAAUGCUCCCAUAGACUAUGUAUUUUGGCAAGACACUUCACUACUCCAGGUCUCACUUUCCCCAUCUGUAAAACAGGGUUUGGACUAGGUGUUCCCUGGUAUUCUGUGAUUUGCCUCUUGCUGCCAUUCUUUCUCUCCUCUGCUUCUCUGUAUUUUUCUUCUGUUAUCCCUGGGGGUGCUCAGGUUCACUCGAUUGUCUGUAUUUCUCUGUGGUUGUAGCAAGGACUCAGCCUCAUGUAGCAUGAAUAGGGGUGUGGUUCAUGACGUGUUGACCCAGCAGAGAGCUCCCUCUCACUGACUUGUUCUGCAUGUGUAGAGUCUCCCCAUUUUUUUUAACCCAACCCUUUCCCCUUUUUCCUACCCUACAGCUCUGUUCCAUGUAAGCUGCCAACAGUUUCACUGAACAGUGGGGUAUGUGAUGGUUUUGGCAUGACAUCUUCAGUAUGAGGGGGACAGUCUGACUUCACUUUGAGGGUGUGAUGUCUGUAGCUAUGUGGAAGGUAAAAAUAGUGGUGUGAUUAUGAACCAAAGGAAUUUAUGUUUUGUAACUUGGGUACUUUAUUUUGCAUUUUGUUAUAGUAUUAAAAAUACUUUUUUCCUGUU